AUGAGAUAGUUGAGAUAGGCGGCAUUUGUCGAGUUUCCCCCUUGUAGGUAAAGUAUUUACAAUUCAACAUUAAACCAACAAAAGUGACUCGUUUUGGUUUGUGAAUGCGCAAAUCUCUCAAUAAUACCUUGAAAAAACGUACCGGAAAACGACAGGAAACUAGACGGGCGGGAACUAUCUCAUCUCGAAUGAGCAUUCGGCAGCAUUUGUGGAGUUUCCCACUUGUAGGCGUGAGAAAACAUCUCUAAAUGUCAACCAUCAUGUUCCCGUCAAUCCGCUAUAAAGCUCUGGACUAUGACUUUGAGGCCCGCAGCAGGCUGAAGGUGAUGAUGGACGUGUUGGCUUUACCGACACCUUACCUGACAGGCAGCCAUCACCUGUACCCUCACAGUGGGGCCCUGGCAGGGGCCACCUACAGGCAGCCGUGGGUCCGAGGAAGCACCAUCUCCACCUGCAGCAGUUCUGCGCUGGACGACCUGCGAGGCACAGCACGAGAAAGAAACUCACCAGACAGAUUUCACGUCUCUGGGUGUGACGCAGACGAGUUGGAGGUGUUUGUUUGCGCUAAUGCUGACUCAGCAGGGCUCCCUGACCCGGACAAAGGGCUCUGUCUUUUAGAAGAGUCUGAGGUCAACAAUCCGUGUGGGGAAUCUUUUUACAAGAUGACGACAGAGAAGAUGGAUCCCGGAAAUAAGAACAAGGAUCUGCUGCUGCCAGAAGAGAUGAUGGUGGCAGAUUUCCUGCCACAUUUGAAACGACACUUGCCCGCCUUGAAAAGCAAACUGUCCCGGCUGAGGACUCUCCCAGUUGCCGACCCCCUGCUGAGUCUGCCCGGAGACGCCAUGACCGAGGAAACAAUACUCAGGCACUGCGUCGCAUAUGAGAGAGCGUCUGACGUCAAGCAUGGCCGCCCUCACCUACCGCCGAACAUCACCCAGACCUUUUUUAAAGAGUCCCUAACGAAGGAGGAGUGUUUGUUAUUACCCGAGCUUCUGGACAGCGCAAAGAUUCUCAAGCACCAUCACAGCAGCUUCUCAAGCCUUUGCUGUGACGUCAACGUCGUUGCCGAACACCUGGAUGAACAACUUCCUGUCAUGGAGGUGCCUUCUAAAGAUGAUUCGCCGUCCGUGGAAAUGUCCCCCUUUUCUUUACCGGUGUGGAGCGCGAAAGAAGACCGGCUGAAGUACACGGACGAUGCAGGACGCACGGUCCUUCCGACCGAGUUGGAGCUGGACGUGACCUUGUCUCCGCCUCCUGUCUCUGACGGCCGCCAGUCUCACGUGUUACUACGGACGUGUGACCUAGAGAGGGAGGAUUUGUCUCCGCCGGGCGAACUUUGUUUGGUGUCAGCCGCAGUUCAGCAGCAGAUGGAGAUGACGCUUUGGAAGGCGGAGAAGCAUCCCGACUAUGUGUUGAGCUUCCUGUUUACAGAACCUGAGCCACAAGAAGCCGCUGUCGACUUCCAGCCUCUGAGCGAAGCGUUGACGCUAAUAACGUUGGAGAGUUUUGCUUCAGAGCUGGAGACCAGAGUCUUAUUUGGCAGCUGCAGGGAGUCUCCGGAGAGGCUGAGUGCUGAUCUUCUUUCUUUUCAUGACAACAACCACAUGUUGGAGGAUUUCAGUAACGUGUCUCUAGAACCUGAUGAAACAAACAUCAUCUGGUCAGAAGCGGUGAGCAGCACUCUGCUACAGCCUCACCUGGAGGAGUCCCAGAAUGCUGCUUUCCCUUCAAAAGCAGAAGCAGACUUUUCCGGUGACAGAAAAUGUCCAAAACUCACUCCCAACAUAAAGGAAGUCCAACCUUCCACUGGCAAAGUUGAUAGAACGGCUGACAAGAGUGGAUCUGUACCUGCUCCUUGUUUGAAGAACGUCAGCCAAUCAAAACAGAGAGCCCAGAAAAUCGCCUUCGGGGUGAAGGAAGACCAGAGAAGUGUCAUGGCUGCCUGGCGCCCGGCGCAUCAGCAAGUAGACUCGCUGACCACCUUUAUGAUGCUGAGGUCACAGCCGGUGUCUUCCGUCCCAGAAGCAGCACCAGCGCAGCAGGAAACAGCAAUUGAGUCAGAGGAGCAGCAGCAGCAGCCUCCUGAGAUCACACACACGCUGGCAGAGAGGACGCUGAGCGCCGCUGCAGCAUCAGGACACGCCACCAGAGGGCAGAAUAAUGCUGACGCUGAGAUGCCUCCAACCGACGCUCUGCGCUUCACCCAUGAUGGCAGCAGAGUGGUGGAGGUCCAGGCCACAGACAGUCAGUAUCAGGCCUACCGUGAGCUGCUGGACUUCGCUCAGCCUCGUCUGACCUCUGCCAGGGAGUUGGGCCUCAACCUGCCCGCCUGGAAGAACUUUGAGCGCCUGGCUCCGGACCAAACGCGCUACGCUCUGCGACAGCAGGAGUUGGCGCUGUGCAGGAGGACGCAAGCGGAGAGGGGGGAGCUGGUCAGAGACCAGGAGCAGCUGCUCCGUCUCGUGGCUCUGGUCCACAUGCUGGUCAUGGCCAAAGAGCUGGUGUUCAAGUGUGACCUGAGCGCCGCUGCCGAGUACCUGAGCAAGGCUGUCGAGACGAGCGCUGACCCGAGUCUGGCUCAGCUGCUGAGGAGGCUGCAGAUCAUCCUUUACCUCAGCAGAAGGAACGGCGAGGCCAACCUGAAACUGCUGGAGCUGCUGCAGCUGAUGUCGGUGCAACUGCACAACAGCGGCGACACGCAAAAAGACAAAAUUCUGGUCAUCAUAUCACUUCAUCGUGAAGACAGCACAUCUGCAAUCAUCCAACACCUGAGCCAACUGACAGCUGUGACUGCUGUACACCCAAGCGAGAACAAGAGCAAGCUCAACGGUGCCAGUGUCGUCAGCAGCGUGCAGGAGAGUGUGUGCGUGAUAGUCUACCAGCAACAUUUAGGCCCAGACUUCCCCUGGAACCUUUUCUCCCUGGUGGUGGAGUACGACCACCCGGGCCCGUCGCCAUGGGCGACCAUCUGCAAAGAGCGAAAAGUGGAGCACCUCAUCUUCGACACCGUCCUCCCCGAGAGCGCCCCCUGGUGCCUGGAGGACACGGUGGCGUACGUGCUGCUGGCGACAGAGACGCUCCUCAACUGUCCGCUGCUGCUGCAGGCGCUGGAGUCCACGUUUAACGUGUCGGUGCUGGAGCGCAAUCACUGUCCGUCCCUGCAGACUCUCGGGGGCACGGACAACUACAUCGUCAUCACGGUGGACGAACGCACCGCCAUCAUGGUUCAGGAGCAGGAUGAGCUGCAUCAGGAGCGUGCCAGCGAGGUGGUGGUGAUGAGGCUCACUGCUUUAUCCUUCCAGUACACUCACUGCUGGAUCAUCUUGCACUGCACAGAUGAAGGCUUUUCCAGCCAAGCCUUCAGCAACCUGGUGCUGGUCUACUCCUCUCUGGUGCUCCUGGGCCUGAAGUCGGAGGACCUGGAAGUCAGGGUGCUCAUCGCCUCGGAGGUGUCGGAAGUGGCCAGGUGGGUCAAUCAGAUCUGCUUCCUCAGCUUGAUGUCCAGCGGCCAGGACCCUGUCACCUACCUGGACCGAGACUGGCUGGCUGUGACGUGCUCACAGGAGGAACAGUGUGUGUCGCAGUUCCCCAGCAUCAACCCUUUGGUCGCUCAGCUCAUGCUGAAGAGGGCGCCCUCGUUGCCGUGGUUACUGCGGGCCUCGCCGACCCAGCUGGAGGAACUGCUCCCUGAAGUGCCGCACAAAGUCUUGAAGCUGUUCUGCGACACCGCCUCGCUGUGCAAACCAGCCGAGUCGGCGAGUCCGCCGAGGAGCCCGUGGACGGUCGACCCGCUUCCUUCGCGAGAGCUCGCCCUCCCCGAGCCCGACGCGUUUCCAAACGACGCCAACCUCAGCUUCCUGUUCGGGGAUGCCGACGCCAGCUUCGACCCGCAGGAAGACGGCGGCGCUUUCAAACACGAUCCCACUUGGCCCGCCUUCAGCCCGGACGUUUCCAUCCUGACCGGCGAGGAGGCGACGUUAUCCGAGCACAAAAGCCGAGCCGGAGCGCUGGGUCGGGUUGUGGAGAGCAGAAGCCAGGAAUGGUCUCGCUGGGCUCGGGGAUCCUCCAGCGCCGCACUGGGGAGUUCGCUCAUAUUAAACGCCGCCUUGGGCGGAGCCAGCGGACGUCUUAGCCCGCCUCCAGAGGUCCAGCUGUGGCGGACCGAGCCGCAUGGAACCGGCGAGGAGGCGACGUUAUCCGAGCGCAGAGGCCGAGCCGGAGCGCUGGGUCGGGUUGUGGAGAGGAGAAGCCAGGAAUGGUCUCGUUGGGCUCAGGGAUCCUCCAGCGCCGCACUGGGGAGUCCGCUCAUAUUAAACACCGCCGUGGGCGGAGCCAGCACACGUCUUAGCCCGCCUCCAGAGGUCCAGCUGUGGCGGCGCGGAGGUCCUCCGGGCAGAAGUUCACACGCGUCGGCUCGCUACGGGUCCAGAUGUUUGAGUGGACAAGAGAUGAAGAGGAGCGAGGAACCCACAGGGAUGCCAGUCCUGCCGCCGCUGAAGAGACGCAGGCUGAUCUACGAGAAAGUGCCGGGCCGCAGCGACGGGCAGACCAGGCUCAAAUUGUUUUGAGCGUCUUAUGUCGCGCGCCGUUAAAUCAAAGUUCCCCGUUUUCGGUAUUUAUAUCUUUCCUAUUUUAUUCCCAUCGCACUUUGUUGUCUACUUAUAUAAUGUUUGUGUUGGUGCGGCUCUUCAGAACAAUAAAAAACAACAACUAUUUUCUGGCCUAAAAAAAAGCUGAGUGGCUAAAAAGGCAUUUAAGAGGAUGUGAAAAGCAGAUUUUUUUGCCCCUCCAUUUAGUGAAGCAAUCCUCUUAUCGCGGCCUCAGCAUGUGGAGAGAGUGCUUAUCUUGACGAGCCAGCAGAGUGAAGCGGCUCCCUGAGGAACGAUCCCCCCCCCUCAGACAAAGACCACCCCCGGGACCCGGAGGCUCCGGACAGCCUCAUCCCGCACUGGCUGGUCGGCAUCAAUAACCCGCCAUCUUUUUCUUUUUCUCCACCCCGCCCUCCGCUAACAAGCCUGCGACGGACACAGACAAUGCGGCGGGUUAUUUAAUGGCGCGGCGGACAAGGAGGACGGCUCGGCAAAUAGCGGCGUGAUGGCGCAGUAAUUGUCACUUCCAGCCGCGCUCUGAAAGACGGUGGGAACGGGCAGGCGGUGCUGAAAAGGUCACCUCGUUAUCUGCCAGCCCAGUCGCAGUUAAAAGUGUCACCUGUGUGCUGCCGGGGCGACACAGGUGAUGGAUGUGCUGCCGGUGCCGUGCGAAAAUCUGUAUCCCUGAAAUAUUCUGUAUCCCACACGUGGGGGCGGAGCUCUGUGCCUUAUUUAAGUUUCUGUGUAAUUAGCAAUGUCAAUGGUUAUAAAUAUUAUGUAUCCUUUAUAGGCUUGCAAAGUUACGGGAAUAUUCAAAGUUAGAAUCUUUCCAUUGGAAUUAAUGGGAAUAAACAUUG
Messenger RNA from Nerophis ophidion (straightnose pipefish), 5446 nucleotides. RefSeq names its product protein shortage in chiasmata 1 ortholog. Gene Ontology annotation, cellular component: condensed nuclear chromosome. The coding region runs from base 249 to 4568 and encodes 1439 amino acids. The transcript is spliced from 27 exons. Gene Ontology annotation, biological process: resolution of meiotic recombination intermediates. Gene Ontology annotation, molecular function: single-stranded DNA binding; ATP hydrolysis activity. The record is from RefSeq and is a predicted model, not a curated record. NCBI's taxonomy places the organism in Eukaryota, Metazoa, Chordata, Actinopteri, Syngnathiformes, Syngnathidae.